GACGCCCACACGACGCGACAUAAUUCCGACAUAGAAAACGUUUUCAUCGCGUAAGAGAAAUGUAAAAGUUAUAAGCCAAAAAGAAAACAAAGAUUUUAUAUAAAUAAAAUAAAAAAAUAAAACAUCAAAUAAAAAUGUCAGCUACAGAUAUUCAAAAAAAAUCUGAAACUUUACAAAAACAAUCGUCUCCACGUUUACCUUAUUACCAAAUCAAUCCAAGUUAUACUUUACGUGUCGUCUGUUGUGUUUUAUUCAUAUUUAUAACCGAAAUUUUACUUGCCCAUUACGUUUAUCGGUUGAUAUCUAGCGAAGUUCGCGAGGAAUUUUUAUUAAAACGCGAUUUUGAAACAGAUUUUUAUAAAAUUUUUCAUAGCACGGCGACACGAGAUGAAAUUGUAAAAAUUUUAAAAGAGUACGAAGCGUUAAAGAGUUCUAAUCAUACGAGACGUAAACGGUUUAUUAACGAUAAUAAUGAAAAUAUUUUAAAUCUUGCUGAAAAUGAUGGUGUUGCAAACGAUGGUGGUUUAGAUUUUUAUAGUUUAAGACGCGUUCGACAAUUAAAAGGAACUGUUAAAGGUGAAGAUGCAACUUCUUCGACAUCAGCCACUAAAGAUGGUGAUGUUUGGUUAACCAGUCAUAAUAGAAUAUCGCAUGCCGAUAUGCAAACGUUUUGCUUAGCAGCGAAAAAUUACUGUCCGUCCCCAAGGCCAGGUCCUAAAGGAGAAAAAGGCGAAACGGGAUAUCCAGGAAUUCCAGGUCCAAUAGGACCCCGAGGUGAACGUGGUCUUCCAGGUAUUAAAGGUGAUCAAGGAAGACCCGGUUUAGAUGGAAGAGAUGGGAUUCCAGGUGAGCCGGGUUUUGAUGGGAUGCCUGGUAGAAAUGGACAUGAUGGUCUUCCUGGGAUAGAUGGAAAACCGGGAAAUUCCGGAGUAAAUGGGAGAAAUGGAACGGAUGGUCGACCUGGAUUGCCAGGACCUCAAGGUCCACCCGGACCACCAGGAUCAAAAGGACUCUCAGGGCCUCGAGGACGACCCGGGCGCAGCGGCAAAGAUGGGACCCCUGGUAUUCCCGGUAUUAACGCCUGGAGAUAUGGAAACGAUUCAAAAUUACUUAUUCCACCUUCCAUAGCAACAGGCAAUUUUUCAACUGGUAAACCAAUUGGUCCUAUAAUCGUUGAAGAAGGUGAUAAUAUCACUUUGAGUUGUGCAGCUUCAGGAUCACCAAGACCACACGUUGAAUGGAGACGAUUAGAUCAUUUACCCAUAAAAAGUGGACCUUGGGAAGAUGCUUCAGUUUCUGGUCACUCUUUAAACAUCACAUUUGUGAGUAGAAUUCAUAUGGGUUUAUAUGAAUGUAUAGCAGAUAAUGGAGUGCCACCUCAAGUAAACCAAACGUUUUUAUUAGAAGUUAACUUUAAACCAAGAAUAUCAAUAUAUAAUAACCAAAUAGGGGUUUCAUAUGGUGUGACGGCAGUUUUAGAAUGCGAAGUUGAAGGUUUUCCCGAACCUAUACGAUUUUGGGAACGAGCAGAUGGAAAACUUCUCGAACAUGGAGACAAAUACAAAAUUAAUGAUACGGUUAAACAAGAACGAUACAAGUAUUUGAUGCAAUUGAACAUAACGAAUGUUGAUAUCUACGAUAUAACGACGUAUUAUUGUGGUGCAAAAAAUCAUUUGGAUUUUUUGCCAACCAAAAAUAGUUUAGAAGUCUACGAAUUAAAACCUGGGUCGAAAGCUAGACCUAUGGAAUCAUCAGCAGUUGGUCCUGCACCACCUAAUAGAACCGCAAUAGAGCAUCGUUGUCCAGACCCUCAUUGUGACAUUUGUGUGAAUCCUAAAGUGUGCAAAGAAACAGGAGUUUCAUUACUGGAUUUAAUCGAAAAAUGGGAUGUCAGGCCAUAUGUUGGUUUCGAAAAUUACUCGAUACCAAAAAAUCGAUCUACCGAUUGUGUAUUAUACGCAAUUGGAAAACCGGUUUAUCAUCGAUUCACAAAUCAAACUUUCGGAUCUUGGAUGAAAGAUGCAACUCAAGAUGGUGAUAGUGAAAAAUAUUGGUCAACAAGCGAAUACGAUUCAAGUCACUUGAAGGAAUUUAAAAAUAAAGGAGAAUUCAGAAAAGAUUCUCCAUCAAAAAAGCACGAUUUACAUCCCCCAUUUAGAGGAAAUGCACACGUCGUCCACAACAAUUCCUUUUAUUACGCGGCCAAAAACUCACCGAACGUCGUCAAAAUGAACCUAGCCGACGGAAAUACGCAGUCAAAGGACGUUCCUCUGUUAACGGCAAACACCUCCAACUAUUUGUACUCGGCGAAGCAUAAUUACAUGGACUUUAGCGUGGACGACAAUGGCCUGUGGGUCAUUUUCGGAGUUCCAGACUCCAAUAAUACUGCUGUUAUGAAGAUGAAUCUUUACAAUUUAUCAAUCGAAUACAUAUGGAACAUCAGUUUAAAUCAUCAAAGGGUUGGAGAUAUGUUCGUCGUUUGUGGGGUUUUAUACGCAAUAGACAGUAUUCAAGACAGAGAAUCAAAAAUAAGAUUUGCGUUUGAUUUGUAUAAAAACACAUUGCUCGAUGUUGAUUUAAAAUUUACAAAUCCAUUUAGAUUCACAUCAAUGGUUGGAUAUAAUCAUAGAAAUAAGGAGCUUCUCACGUGGGACAAAGGUAACCAAUUAACUUAUCCGGUAAGAUACCAUGAGAUAGGUUACGCCAAAGAAGAUAAACUGGAAAUGGCUGACAAUUCCGAAUCUCGAAUUUAUACAGGAUUUAACAUAAAUCCCCAUUGAAAUUAAAAAAAAAUUUUGAAGAAGCGUGAAAAAGAAAAUUAAAAGUAAAUCAAAGCAGACUGAAGAGUGACUCUCAAAAAUUAAAUUAUCUUUGUAAAUAAAUAACGUUUUUAAAGUAGUAGAAUUAUGUAAAUUGUUUAAAAAAAAUAAUUAACAAAUUCUUUAGAAGUGUGUAUUAUGUGUGAAACAAUGUGUUAAUAAUAAAAGAAUUUUGUAAAAAGAA
This is a messenger RNA of Onthophagus taurus, 3003 nucleotides long. RefSeq lists its product as uncharacterized. Lineage: Eukaryota; Metazoa; Arthropoda; Insecta; Coleoptera; Scarabaeidae. The record is from RefSeq and is a predicted model, not a curated record. Gene Ontology annotation, biological process: signal transduction.